AUGCAUCAGCUGACAAUGCUGUGUCUUCACUCAACCGAGUUGGCGCAGCCCAGUGGGGAGUUGCAGUCUCAGCAAGAUAACAUGACUAGAAUAUGCAAGGAGAACAGGAAGAUCUGGUCAGACCACGAUGAGCUCCAGCUCUGCUACAAUGAAGAGGUCUACAACGGGGGAUCAUGGAAGAAAGACAAGGAGUGCCUCGAGAUCAAGAACCAGGAUCUCACCAAGGCUUAUGAAUCCUCAACCACUGCACAAAGCGAGCAGCAGAACCAGAUCAUCUCUCUUCACUUGCAAGUGCGUGAACUGCGGAGCAUGCUCAACGACACAGAGAUGGACAGGGCACUGCUCCAGAAGGCACGGCGUGCACUGCAGGCUGAGCUGGAUGCCAUCAAGAUAGAUAAAAUCAAUACCAGCAAGAUGACAUCUGAGACAGAAAUGCAGAAGCUGAAGCUGGAGAAGCAAGACCUGGAGCGGACACUGGAGGAACAGAAUGAUCGUGUGAAAAUAGCAUUUGAGAGAAUGAAAAAGGUUGAGAACUACACAAAUGAGUGCCAAAUUGAGUUGGGCAAGAUCAGGGUAGAAAAUUUGGAGCUGGACAAACUCAAUGCCAACCUGGAGAAGCAGAUCAAGGAGCUCAACGUGUGCAUUGUCGACCUCUAGA
Laetiporus sulphureus 93-53 is the source of this 658-nucleotide messenger RNA. RefSeq lists its product as uncharacterized. The transcript is spliced from 3 exons. The record is from RefSeq and is a predicted model, not a curated record. Lineage: Eukaryota; Fungi; Basidiomycota; Agaricomycetes; Polyporales; Laetiporaceae. The coding region runs from base 1 to 657 and encodes 218 amino acids.